AUUGGAACCAGCCUGAACAGUAGCAGAAUAAAAAAAGGUUUACACAAGUAAGCAAGAAGUGGAUUUAUAAAGCUAUAUAAGAAUUCCAUUUUGGAUGACAAUUUUUUACUUGAUAACUGCUAGUUUCUGGAAAUGAAGUGGAGGAUGUACCGCAACCUAUUCUGUUUCCUUAUUCUUUGUCGUCUCUAUGGAUUAUUCUUCAAUACUCAAUGGAUAAAAGAUUUUUUCAAAGUUCAUAAUCAAAACUCAGUCACUCAGACUCAUCGAAAAAAUAUAAUGAAACUGGUUUGUCAACAAAAUAACCGCACCUUUAACUCAUCAUACAGAAUUCCAUCCUUUGUUUCCAGGCAGUUGUAUGUGGAGCACAGUUAUAAGUUCAUCUAUUGUGAAGUACCUAAAGUGGGUUGCACUAAUUGGAAGAGAAUAAUUCUUCUCUUAAACAAGACUUUUGCUGUUUCACAUGAGGAUCUCGAGCACUUUGAAGUUCACACAAAUUCUUUGUUGGUCCGACUUAGUUCCUAUAACUAUUCUCAACAAAUGGAGAUGCUUCAGAAUUACACUAAGGUGAUGUUUGUUCGAGACCCUUUGCACAGGUUGGUUUCAGCCUACAGAGACAAGUUUCUCCACGAAGAAAAUAUAUACUACAGUAAAACCUUUGCAGAUCGAAUCAAGGCAAAAAUCAGAAAAAAUAAAAAUUCCUCACAAAAGGUCACUUUUGAAGAAUUUGCUCGCUUCAUCAUUCAGGAAAAUGAACGGUACAGAGAUAUCCAUUGGAAACCAAUGCAUGCACUCUGUGACCCUUGUAACAUUCAAUAUGAUAUUGUGGGCAAGUUUGAAACCAUGAAAGAGGAUUCAGAUUUUGUUCUAAAGACUAUAAAAGCCCCAAAUCACUUUCAAUACCCCAAUAUUAAACAUUAUCCAAAUGAGUCCCGGACUAAUGAAGAGAUAAGCAUGAAGUAUUUCAAUAGCUUACCCCCAAAGGUCUUUGAAGAUCUCAUAGAUGUUUACAGAGAGGACUUCUCUCUGUUCCAAUACCUUCCUGUAAACCGUACAAAAACACAAAAAAUACCAGAGAAAUAGGCAAAUCUGCCCUUUCUCACACCAGUCUUUCUUCCUUUUCAUUUUUAAAGUGAAAGCACGAGAGCAUAAACUUCAGAGCUCGUCUUCACAUUGAGUGAGCGCAAAACCUGCAUGAUACCAGUUCUUGUUAAGUUAAAACAGAUUUUGAUUAUU
Pelobates fuscus (common spadefoot toad) is the source of this 1233-nucleotide messenger RNA. Its product is annotated as carbohydrate sulfotransferase 8-like. Lineage: Eukaryota; Metazoa; Chordata; Amphibia; Anura; Pelobatidae. The transcript is spliced from 3 exons. Gene Ontology annotation, molecular function: sulfotransferase activity. Bases 133 to 1080 code for a protein of 315 amino acids. The record is from RefSeq and is a predicted model, not a curated record. Gene Ontology annotation, biological process: carbohydrate biosynthetic process; proteoglycan biosynthetic process. Gene Ontology annotation, cellular component: membrane.